Messenger RNA from Cooperia oncophora, 594 nucleotides. The record is from the annotation of a GenBank genome assembly. Lineage: Eukaryota; Metazoa; Nematoda; Chromadorea; Rhabditida; Trichostrongylidae.
AUGCAGCUCAUAAAGAAUGCUGUUACGGUCACGCUCAAGAGGGAAGACCAAGCAUUGCCGAAUAUCAAGCAGUAUUUUGUUGAGUGUCCUGGACGAGAUGCCAAGUACCAGGCUGUUGUUGAAUUGUACAGCGGGCUGACGAUAGCGUCAUGUGUGAUUUUCACGCAUACUCGAAGAAGCGCGUCAUGGCUGGCGGAACGAAUGGUUGAAAAAGGGCAUUCGGUUGGUGUUCUGCACGGUGAGAUGUCCGUAGAGGAACGUGCUGAAUCCAUUCAGCGAUUUAAAGAUGGCGACUUCAAGGUGCUCAUCACAACAAACGUGUGCGCUAGAGGUAUUGAUGUUACCCAAGUGACCAUAGUCAUCAACUAUGACCCACCGUUGUUAUACGAGAAUCAGUCUGAACCUGACUAUGACACCUAUCUUCACCGUAUUGGACGCACCGGCCGAUUUGGAAAGGCAGGCAUAGCGAUUAACUUUGUGGACAGCCGUGAAGCGCUUAUCAUUAUUAGGAAAAUUGAAGCUUUCUUCGGAAAGCCGAUUCCAAGACUCGACCCAAGUGAUCUCGAGCAACUGGAGGCUGUUGAAAAUGACUAA